Copidosoma floridanum is the source of this 1594-nucleotide messenger RNA. Its product is annotated as DNA repair protein RAD51 homolog 1. The record is from RefSeq and is a predicted model, not a curated record. Gene Ontology annotation, biological process: DNA recombinase assembly; DNA strand invasion; mitotic recombination. NCBI's taxonomy places the organism in Eukaryota, Metazoa, Arthropoda, Insecta, Hymenoptera, Encyrtidae. Gene Ontology annotation, molecular function: DNA strand exchange activity; ATP binding; ATP hydrolysis activity. Gene Ontology annotation, cellular component: condensed nuclear chromosome.
CCCAUCUAUUUUUUCUAUAGAGAGUCGUCGUCGCUCAAACACGUGCAUUGUGUACAGAUAUUUUUUCAGCUGAUCUCGCGAAAAGGUAAAACACAAUACAAAUGUCAACGGCAGACGUAGCGAGUACCAUUGUCGAGGAAGAGGAUCUAGGAGAUUGUGGAGGACAGGUGAAAGCUAUCAAAAGUUUGGAGGGAAAUGGCAUCACAGCUAGUGAUAUCAAGAAGCUGGAAGAGGCUGGAUUUUACACGGUUGAAUCUGUGGCAUACACACCAAAAAAAGUCCUGAUGACAAUCAAAGGAAUCAGCGAAGGCAAAGCAGACAAAAUUAUUUUAGAGGCUUCUAAGCUAGUUACUAUGGGUUUCAAAACAGCAGCUGAAGUUCACAUGAUCAGAGCCAACAUAGUUUACAUUACAACUGGUUCAGCCGAGUUGGAUCGUCUUUUAGGUGGUGGAAUAGAAACUGGAUCUAUCACUGAAAUUUUUGGAGAAUUCAGAACUGGAAAAUCUCAGCUCUGCCACACACUGGCUGUCAAUUGUCAAUUACCUGUUGAUAUGGGUGGUGCUGAAGCUAAAUGCAUAUACAUAGACACAGAAGGCACUUUCAGGCCAGAAAGAUUAAUUGCUGUUGCUGAAAGGUACAACAUUAGUGGUGACAACGUUCUUGACAAUGUUGCCACUGCAAGGGCUUACAAUUCUGAUCAUCAAACACAACUUUUGAUCAAGGCAAGCGCUAUGAUGGCAGAAUCGAGGUACGGACUACUCAUCGUAGACAGUGCCACUGCACUGUACAGAACAGACUUUGCUGGAAGGGGAGAACUGGCAGCCAGACAAAUGCAUUUAGCCAGAUUUCUUAGACUACUACUCAGAUUGGCAGACGAGUUUGGAUGUGCCGUUGUCAUAACAAAUCAAGUUGUAGCUACAGUUGAUGGAGCUUCCUCUAUGUUUGGAAGUGAUACAAAAAAGCCCAUUGGUGGUAACAUAAUAGCUCAUGCCAGUACAACCAGGCUAUACUUGCGCAAAGGGAGAGGUGAAACAAGAAUUUGUAAAAUCUAUGAUUCUCCUUGUCUUCCAGAAAGUGAAGCGACAUUUGCCAUUAAUCCUGAUGGAAUAGGUGAUGUUAAAGAGUAGGAGUAGUGUACUGUUAAUUACGCCUUACUGUUCCAUUUAAUUUUAUUGUAAAAAUAACCCCUAGACUAAUUUUAAAGAGUAAUGGAGCUGAUAGUUAUAAAUAAUAACAUUUUGUAACAUAUUUCACAAAUGACGCUUUAAAAUUCAAAAAUUUUCUUUCAUCUGACCUUCAAUUGUUUAUAACUUUAUUUUUAAAUGAUGUACAUGCGUUGCAAAAAAUAGACUGGCAAAACUAACGAUUUAGUCAAGUUUAACAAAAAAAAAAAACUUAGAUUUAAUCAAGACUUAUGUAUUAAGGCAAAAAAAGUAUGAAAUAAGUGAAAAAUAAUAAAUUUUAAAUAAACAAUGCAAUUACGAAUAAAAAUACAGUUACCCCGUCUUAAUAAAUACAUUUUGUAAUUAUAAGAAUUUCUAUUGUUAAUAUAUGCCUGAGCAUCAAUAAACGAAAAAAAAUUGUUUAUUCUACA